AUGCCCAUCACCCAGUGGUCCACCAAGUGGUCCACCAAGCUGCUCAAGGAUGUCGAGUCUCAUUCCCAGGAAGACCAGGGGGAGGAGGAGUGUUUUCAUGACCUUAGUGCCUCAUUUGAGAAGGAGGAGCCAGGAGCGGACAAGGUUGAGAACAAACCUGAUGAUAAUGUGAAUUCUUCUGAACUUGAUGAAGAAUACCUAAUAGAACUGGAAAAAAACAUGCCAGAUGAGGAGAAACAGAAGAGAAGAGAAGAGAGCACUAGACUAAAGGAGGAGGGAAAUGCGCAGUUUAAGAGAGGAGAUUAUACAGAAGCUGAGAGUUCUUAUAGUCAAGCCCUUCAGAUGUGCCCAUCCUGCUUCCAGAAAGACAGGUAUAUUCUGUUUUCAAAUAGAGCUGCUGCAAGGAUGAAACAGGACAAGAAAGAGAUGGCCAUCAGUGACUGCAACAAAGCAAUUCAGUUAAACCCUGGCUAUAUCAGGGCAAUAUUGAGGAGAGCGGAGUUGUACGAGAAAACGGACAAGCUAGAUGAAGCCCUGGAGGACUAUAAAUCCAUAUUAGAAAAAGAUCCAUCCAUACAUCAAGCAAGAGAAGCUUGCAUGAGAUUACCUAAACAGAUUGAAGAACGUAAUGAAAGGCUAAAGGCAGAGAUGUUAGGUAAACUAAAAGAUCUUGGGAACUUGGUUCUUCGACCUUUUGGACUCUCCACAGAAAAUUUCCAGAUCAAACAGGAUUCCUCUACUGGUUCCUACUCCAUCAAUUUUGUUCAAAAUCCAAAUAAUAAUAGAUAACAAAGUUAACAGUAGCUUGUAAAGCUGGCUUAGAGAUUGUGUGCUCCUUACUAUUUAGCAAGGGGGAAGGCCCUGCCAGUAUUUAACUUUUAAAAGCAUUUUAUCUCAAAAAUAGGCUAUCUCCUAGGGCCCAGUGCUCCCUUUUCCCUCUUGUUUUAUAAUCAGGGUGAAAUGCACUUCUGAUGUCAUAAGCCUAAUUUGAUU
This is a messenger RNA of Lutra lutra (Eurasian river otter), 993 nucleotides long. RefSeq names its product tetratricopeptide repeat protein 1-like. The record is from RefSeq and is a predicted model, not a curated record. Gene Ontology annotation, molecular function: protein binding. The transcript has a single exon. Bases 1 to 789 code for a protein of 262 amino acids. Lineage: Eukaryota; Metazoa; Chordata; Mammalia; Carnivora; Mustelidae.